Molecule: messenger RNA, 1410 nt
Organism: Sorex fumeus (smoky shrew)
Lineage: Eukaryota; Metazoa; Chordata; Mammalia; Eulipotyphla; Soricidae
Gene: TULP3
Product: TUB like protein 3
Exons: 11
Coding region: 1-1410 (469 amino acids)
Biological process (GO): protein localization to cilium
Cellular component (GO): cilium
Source: RefSeq, a predicted model, not a curated record
AUGAUAAUUUUUCUUCCUCUUUGUUCUCAUCUCGCCCUUUUCCGCCCUAUUCUUGACUUCGAAGAUGAGUCUUUGAGGCUGCGACAGCUGAAACUGGACAAUCAGAGAGCGCUGCUGGAGAAAAGGCAGAGAAAGAAGCGCCUCGACCCACUCAUGGUUCAGCCCAACCCUGACGCCGGGUUUCGUCGGCCAAAGCUAAGGCGUGGGGAGGAGCAGACCCCUUUGGUGGAGUCGGGGCCGCACAGGGAGGCCAUCCUGCCUGGCAUCGAUGGCCCGGCCGCCUUCAUGAAACCCGAUGUUCAGGAUUUGGAAAUGGAACUUCCGGUCCUCGCUGUUGACUCUCCUGCGGCUGAAGUGGACACUGAGGGACACGCGGGUCAGACAAACACUGUGGACGCUGUCCCCAAGCAGGACCUGCAGGAGGUCCUUCAAAAACACGGUAUUUCAGGCAGUCUGAACUUUGACGAGGAGGGGACUGACUCUGCGGAAGAAGAAGGAAAACGGUUCAGAUCUCACCCACCCAGUUUGGAGGCUGAGACGCUCUCAUCUGGGCCCAGCCGGCUGUCCAUCACAGACUUGGGCGCUUCCCAUUCCGUAGCCCGGCAAAUAGCAGCAGAGAAGCUCUUGGGCGAUCUGGAGAAUUUAGAGGACUUUGCCUACCGCCCCGCCCCUCGGGGCAUCACCAUGACCUGUCGGAUAACCCGAGACAAAAAAGGAAUGGAUCGGGGUCUCUUCCCCACUUACUUUAUGCACCUGGAAAAGAGUAAGAAUGAGAAGGUAUUUGUUCUAGCAGCUAGAAAGCGUAAGAAGAGUAAGACAUCCAACUACCUUAUUUCCACCGAUCCCAUUGACCUAUCCCGUGAAGGGUUAAGUUACAUUGGCAAACUCAGAUCCAACCUCAUGGGGACCAAGUUCACCAUUUACGACCACGGCGUCAACCCCAACAAGUCCAGCGGCCGGGUAGAAAAGUGCUACAUGAGGCAGGAGCUGGCGGCCAUCAGUUACGAAACCAAUGUGCUUGGAUUUAAAGGUCCUAGAAAAAUGUCUGUGAUCAUUCCAGGACUGACGAUGAAUCAUGAGCGAAUCCCAGUUCAGCCACGAAAUGACCACGAGAGCCUGCUGUCCAAGUGGCGGAAUAAGGCCAUGGACAACCUGAUCGAGCUGCACAACAAGGCCCCGGUGUGGAACAACGACACACAGUCCUACGUGCUCAAUUUCCGCGGCCGGGUGACGCAGGCAUCCGUGAAGAACUUCCAGAUCGUCCAUGAAAAUGAGCCUUCCUACAUCGUCAUGCAGUUCGGGCGCGUGGCGGAAGAUGAGUUCACCCUGGACUACAACUACCCACUCUGUGCUCUCCAGGCCUUUGCCAUCGGCCUGUCCAGCUUCGACAGCAAGCUGGCCUGCGAAUGA